CAACAAUGGCGACGCCGCCAGCAGGCAAGACGAGCAAGGCGCGAUGGGCGCUCCUGCGCCGCGCGAUCGUGACGGCGUCGACGCCAGCGCCAGCGUCGUCCGCCAUGUCUAUCUUCCAGUUCCAUGACCCGGCGGUGCCCCGGCCAACGGUCUACGCCGGUGCGACGCCGGACGUUGGCUACGACUGGGUCGAGUAUACGCUUCCGAGUGGUGGCGCCUCGAUCCUCUUGCACCAGCGCCGCGAGACCGCCCACGUCUCACUGCACGAGCUUGCCAUCCGCGAUGUCGACAACACGGGCAACAUCCGCACGUGGCCGAGCGAAGACAUUGCCCUGCGGUAUCUGCUCCGAACGCUGCCAUCGCGGACAGGUGGGCCCGCGCGAGUGCUCGAGCUCGGCGCCGGCAUGUGUGGCGUCGCCGGGUUUGCCUUGGCGGCUGCGUGUGCCAGCGACGUCGUCGCGUCUGUCACCAUCACGGACGGCAACCAAAUGUGUGUCGAAAACCUCACGCGGAUCGCGUCCAUGAAUCGCUCUCGGCUCGGACGCCCGGUCGAAACGGCGCUGUUGCAGUGGAGCCGGCAUCUAUCGCCGCCGUCGUCGCCUCUCUUUGACGUCAUUGUUGCAAGCGACUGUGUGUUUUUCGAAGCCUACCACGACGACCUGCUCCACACGCUUCGGACGCUUCUCGCUGUUGACGGCGUCGCCACCUUUGUGCAGCCGACGCGCGGCGGGUCCCUCGAUCGGUUCCUCGCCAAGGCCACCGCGCUCUUUACAGUCGAGGUGCAAACAUCGGGGUUUGACGCGAUCGUCGACGCGACGCGUGCGGCCGCCGAUGCGCGGUUGGACCCGGACAUUCACCUCCCCGUGCUCGUGACCUUGCGUCACCGCCGUUAGAGUAGCCCUAGAAACCGAGUCGUCCAACGACAUGUAUAUAACGCGAUGGAUGAGAAUGCGCUAUACAACACUAUUACGCAAGGCGCAGGCUAGCGUUAACGUCGCCAACGGAGACAGUCCCG
Messenger RNA from Saprolegnia diclina VS20, 1015 nucleotides. RefSeq lists its product as hypothetical. Bases 6 to 893 code for a protein of 295 amino acids. Gene Ontology annotation, cellular component: cytoplasm. Gene Ontology annotation, molecular function: calmodulin-lysine N-methyltransferase activity. Lineage: Eukaryota; Oomycota; Saprolegniomycetes; Saprolegniales; Saprolegniaceae. The record is from RefSeq and is a predicted model, not a curated record. The transcript has a single exon.